This is a messenger RNA of Xenopus tropicalis (tropical clawed frog), 1755 nucleotides long. It is a transcript of the gene bri3bp, whose product is annotated as BRI3 binding protein. Gene Ontology annotation, cellular component: mitochondrion. Lineage: Eukaryota; Metazoa; Chordata; Amphibia; Anura; Pipidae. Bases 76 to 780 code for a protein of 234 amino acids. The transcript is spliced from 3 exons. The record is from RefSeq and is marked provisional.
AGGAGUCGGAUGGUGCUGCCAAUAGACAAUUGUAUCAGUGCUAAACCUGCUGCCGGAGACCCGCUCUGCCUGGAAAUGGCUCCCUUGCGCUGCAAGCUGCUCUGCCUCCUGCUGCUGGUGUCGGGCACACUGGGCGCCCAGGCCAAUAGGAACCGCGGCCAUGACAAGCAGAACAAUUCCUUCCGCAAGGCUGCCACCGGCUUCUACCAGACCGUGAACAAUGUCUUCGGGGAGGAGAAUGUGCGAGCCGUACAGAAGUUCUUCUCCCGGCUAACAGAGAGGUUUGUGUAUGGAGUAGAUGUGUUAGUAGAGACGCUCUGGAGGAUAUGGACGGAUCUCUUAGAGGUUCUUGGAAUUGAUGCUUCCAAUCUGACACACUACUUCAGUCCUGCAGCCGUUGCCAAUAACCCUACUAGAGUCCUCAUGCUGGUUGUCGCCAUCCUCCUUGCCUACUGGUUUGCCUCCCUGCUGCUGGGAUUUUUCUUUUAUCUCCUACACAUCGUGUUUGGGCGAUUUUUUUGGCUUGUCCGUGUCUCUCUGUUUGCACUGUCAUGCAUUUAUAUAUUACAGAAGUAUGAAGGGGAACCAGAACAUGCAAUGAUCCCUCUGUGCUUUGUGGUAGCUGUGUAUUUCAUGACAGGGCCUGUUGGACUUUACUGGAGGAGGAGCAGCAAUAACAACCUUGAAGAUAAGAUCGAUCAUCUAGAUAACCAAAUUCGACUUCUAAAUAUCCGUCUUACAAGAGUGAUAGAGAGCCUGGACAGAGCCAGUGAGCAGUAGCCAUUCUGGCUUCAAAACCCAACACCAGCUUCUUUUUAAAGAAAAAGCACUGUUUUUUGUGAUAAUGUUCAAAAAGUGGUAGCUAUAGUAAAAUUGUAUUAGUAACAAAAGGUACAUAAAACAUUAGGCUCCUGAAACUAUUCCCUCUGCACUGAAGUGAUCCAAACGAGAGCUACAUAAUAAAACAUUUUUAUAGAAUUCUGUAACUACUCAGUAUAGUUCAUAUUUGUUUUUGAAGCUCACUUUUUACUCUACACUUUGAGUGCAUCAUCAAUAAGAUCCUAUUUUAAAACUAAUCCAAAGCUAUUGCUACCAAAUGUAUUUCUAGUGCUUCUUGGAGUGGUUGGAGAUUUCCAGGUAACACAGGGGUUAUAUUUUAUUUCUGAAUCUGAGUAAAAACCAGAUAAAAACAAAAUUUCUGUGUGUUAUACAUGUGUUUAUCCAAGCAGCACACUGCCUAAUAAUUGUAUUAUGCUCAGUCUAUAUUGAUUUCUUUAAGCACUGCACUGUCAAGAUUAUUGUUUAGGAUUAGGAUGUGUAAUAUACAUUUUAACUGUGUUGUUGUUUUAUGCUUUGCUUGUGAUACAUUUUGCACAGUACUGUGGUGCAAGGGUACACUUAGAAAGAAAAGAUAUACUGUCAUCUGUGCUGUAAGAGUUGUGCUUAAUCACUGGUCGCAUCGUUAGUAUGUUUUUUUUUUUUAUUAAAAGAUUUUUUUUAUUCGUGCAUAUAGAUUAGAUUUCCAGGUCAUUGCUUAGAAAAAUUCGCAGUGGUCUUGUAAUUGAAUUGUUGCUGCUUAUAUCUUUCUCAGGCUUAUUAAGCAGCAAUAGAUUUCUUCCAUUUCCAGGGUUUGUUUUUUUUAAUUGAAAGAAAAUUUUCUUUGUGUGUGUAUGUGUACACUGAUAUAGGUAUUUAAAUCUUUUUUUGUAAAAGCAAAUGCCUACCUAUUAAAUAUUAUAGCAAAAUAUUUACAUG